AUGUUUAUUGGAGCAACGCGGAAGCUGUUUAAGAGCACCGGAGGGGAAAGUGCUGGCUAUUGGUGGAUGGCACGCAUCUCCGCACGCAUUCCCACGACCGGCGUCUCCGGCUCCCAACUGCAGGCGUUGUUGGAGGAUGAAUUUCCAGCCUUUUCUCCUAUGUUGCUAGGGGCAGUGACGCUGAAGGAGGCGGUCCAGCAACGCCCUGAUCUGUUUCAGGUAGAGGAGGGCAAUCAUCUCCUGUCCAAGUGGUACGUGCGGCCCGUUCAUAACAACAGCCUCCCCGGCGCUGCGACGCUCCCAUCCCAUCCUUCAAAGACCCAGGCAGCUCUUCAGAAGAUUCAGCAGUUUUGCAGCCGGCGUGCGAGACAAGGUCGCACCUCUUACACCACGUUGGAACGCGUUAUGGCUCAUGCAGAUGUAGACGACGUCACUAUCUUAGACGAACUGCUGCGACGCACGAAUCACGACCUUGACGUACAGGCUGGCGUUCGCAUUAAGCCGAAACGAAUUCCGCGUAGCAUCGUUGCCUUUGUAGACGGUGACUCGCUGCCAGCUGUCGCGGUAAAUGAGAUGUGCAACGAGAUGAACGUGCUGAAGGAUUCCAGCACUGUGAUGAUUGUCCGGCAGAGCGGCUCACAUGCGCUGUCGAAGGUCGACCUCAUCAGCCCCGAUGUGAUUCCCACUUAUCUGUGUAUCGAGAAGCACGCACGCGAGCUGCGGCUGCGCAAACCCGACGUGCGUCAGGAUGUUGUGUAUAUGUGCAGCGCGGCGCAAUUCCCGAUCUAUGCGGCGCACGUUGCCCCGCUAAACCCCUUUCCAGACGCGGAUGUGUUUGUCUGCUGUCCGAGCAAGAUUGCCCUUGUGCAGCCGAAGGAGGUGAUACCCUUGGUUUAA
Molecule: messenger RNA, 897 nt
Organism: Leptomonas pyrrhocoris
Lineage: Eukaryota; Euglenozoa; Kinetoplastea; Trypanosomatida; Trypanosomatidae
Product: putative mitochondrial mRNA processing protein
Exons: 1
Coding region: 1-897 (298 amino acids)
Source: RefSeq, a predicted model, not a curated record